This is a messenger RNA of Ostertagia ostertagi, 930 nucleotides long. The record is from the annotation of a GenBank genome assembly. Lineage: Eukaryota; Metazoa; Nematoda; Chromadorea; Rhabditida; Trichostrongylidae.
AUGAAACAGAUGGAAGAUGCUCCUUCAGUAAGUACAGCUGACGAAAAGGAGCCCUCAGAAAGUGUAAAUGAGGACAAGAAUGUGGAAGAGACCGAAUUCAAAAAACCUGUUCUGUCGAAGAAAAGAGCGGCUGAAGAUGCUGGAGAAGGACCUGAUACCAAGAAGCCAGGUGCCGAUGCUGUGAACUACCUCGCUGUUUGUGACAGCGCUUCCGGUAAAAUAGUCAUUGUGGAUGGUAAGGGGACAAGCACGCCUCUGUUUACUCUAGAGAAACACCACUACGCACCUGUUCGGCUGAUUGAAGCGAAAACUGUGCCGGUUUCUUUGGCAAUCAAUCCAAAAGGAACCAUGUUUGCUACAUUUGGCGAGGAUCGACGGAUACGAAUUUUUUCGCUGGCAAAAGGAAAACUGAUAAAGACGAUAGAUGAGACAUUGACAAAGUAUCAGACAGAAGCUAAGGAGCAACGUUCCUAUGGUUUGCAAAACAUGGAAUGGAAUCGACGUGUAGCCUUGGAAAAAGAAAUGGAUAAGGACCGCGCCAAUGCUUUCAAGAACGUGAAAUUGUGUUGGGACUAUUCUGGAUACUUUGUGUUGUAUCCUUCUCCAGUUGGAAUCAAGACUGGAGAUCCUACUGGAAAGGGAACGGGAGGACAGUCAAUAUGGGGGACGGAUUUCGAAGACGAGUUCCACCCACGACUACGACAUGACAAGCCCUUCAAGGUAUCCAUGGCUAAUGCUGGUCCAAACUCGAACGGCUCUCAAUUUUUCAUUACUGUUUGUCCAGCAGAAUGGUUGGAUGGAAAGAACACUAUAUUCGGAGAGGUGAUUGAAGGAAUGAACGUAGUACAGAAGAUCAACCAAGUGCCAACUUUUGAGAAGAGUGGACGACCACGCUCGGAAAUUUCUAUAAUGUCUAUUACUCUGAAGUAG